CUCCGUUACUUCACGGCGUGAGGUGACUCUGACCCUCCGGCGACUUCCCCGCCGCCGCGCUCGCUUGCCUUCUCUCCGGCCGGCAUCGAAGCCUCCAGCUGUUCCUCUCCAUCCAUUCCUCGCCACCUCCAGCAGUCCGCGCGGCUCGUUGCGCCGCGGUAACAAGGCCACCAUUGGCCGUCGCCGCGCGAGCCUCCGUUGGGAUGCGCAGCCCGCGGCCCGUCGGAUUCGCUCUCGCCCGCGGCCCCCUCCGCCUUCAGAAACCUCGGAGUCUCAAAUCCCAGCAGCAACCCUCGCGUCGGCGGCGUGGAACUAGUGUAAGUAGCAGCGCCUUGUAUGAGGUAAGUCCAGCAGUUAGGUUCCCAACUUUCCAUCCUAAAUUGGAUGAACUGCAGUUAUCUAGUCGGAAUUCCAUUGUUCCAUGCUGCGUUGCCACAUUCAGAUUCAGUUAUGAAGCAUGCUGGCGCAACGCGAAAUCGCAAUUCUGAACCAGUUUGUUCUAUGAAGAAAUGUGUAAUCACUUUGAGUGGUUCAGGUUUCUGUAUCUGCCUAUCUGGUCUUGGGUCGAUGCUACCAAACCUCACAACUGACUUCAGUGGCCGUCAAGCGUCAAUGGCUUGGUUUGCCAUAGUGUCACCUCUUGGCUUGUCCAUCCUGUUUGUUUGAUGUGUGCUCGGAAGGUUACAGUCACGGUAAGUCUUACAACAUCCUUGUGUCGCUGUCAAAAUAAUUCAUCUUUCCUCUUCCAGUUUUUAUUUUGCUAUUACUGUGAUUCUACUAGUCACAAUCCAUUACUCGGCCUGCACACGUUUUCUUCGACAGAUAUUUGUUUCAUUCUUCUACUUUUCUUUACCCUUGCAACACGUUCAGGGCGAGACAGCCCACCAUUGUUUGUUAAGUCAAGUCAAUAGUGUAGCAUAACUCCAGGCCCAUUCCUUCUGGCAGACAAAUCCUUUAAAUGGCAUCCACAUUCUACACACAAGAUCUCCGAAGCUCCAACCUAAAGUUCUCCCAACUUCCUGGUUCUUCCACAUCCUGUAAGCUCUGAACAUCAUGCCCUCAUUUUUGUCUCUACUCUGUAUUUUUCUCAUCCUUUUCUCCUUCAACACUACAACAAUCGAAGCAGCACAAGGAAACAAGUCCGAGAUUGAUCGGCAAGCCCUCCUUUGCUUCAAGUCCGGCAUCAAUUCUUAUCCCCAUGGCAUCCUAAAUUCAUGGAGUGAUGACUCACUUCACUUUUGCAGCUGGAAAGGGGUCACUUGCAGCACAAAGUUUCCACCCCGGGUGGUCUCUCUUAACCUCACCUCUACUCGUCUCAGUGGGAAAAUUUCUGGAUGUGUAGGCAACUUGACCUUUCUAUCAUCGAUGAACCUUGCCGAUAAUGAUCUGUCGGGAACCAUCCCUGAAGAGUUGGGUAAGCUCCCAAACCUCCAUACGCUGAAUCUUGCCAAUAAUAGUCUGACCGGUGGUAUCCCUCUCUCAUUGACCAAUUGUUCCUCACUCAGCACACUUAUACUGUCUCGUACUUUGUUUGAUAACUUAUCUAAGCUUACUAAGGUUGAUCUCCAGAAGAAUUCUUUCACGGGACUCAUCCCACGUUUCCAUAAGGUCACAGCACUCAAACUUCUUUGCCUGACAGAGAACUUCCUCUCUGGAAGCAUACCUCCUUCAAUAGGAAAUGUUUCUUCCCUGACAUCUAUAUUGCUCGGCCAAAAUAAGCUAUCAGGAUUAAUUCCAGAAACUAUAGGUCACACUACAAAACUACUUGAGCUUGACCUAAGUUUCAACAGUUUAUCAGGUAAUGUCCCGGUUUCUCUUUAUAACAUGUCAUCACUCAAAAACUUUAGUGUUGGCAGCAAUGCCCUUGUUGGACAGUUACCAUCUAACAUUGGUUACUCGCUACCAAACCUCCAGUCCCUAAUCCUGGGAAGCAACAGGCUGGAGGGCCUGAUCCCUGCUUCACUAGCCAACAUGUUAAAUCUUCAAAUACUUGAUCUUUCAAACAACUCGUUACAUGGCUCUGUGCCAUCUCUUGGUUCGUUGACAAACUUGCGUCAGUUAGUUUUAGGGAGGAACUUGCUAGAAGCACAUGACUGGUCAUUUCUUACAUCUCUGGCAAGUUGCACCCAGCUGACAAAAUUGUCCUUGGAAGGGAAUGCUCUGAAUGGCAGCUUACCUAUAGCAGUUGUUAAUCUUUCCACAACGCUAGAAGAGUUAUCGCUUGCAUCAAACCAAAUUUCGGGCUCCAUACCUGUUGAGAUUAGCAAUCUUGUUAAUCUCACUUCGCUUAGGAUGGAAAGCAAUUUUCUUUCGGGAAGGAUACCAUCUACCAUUGGGAAACUGCAAUACCUAUAUAUCCUAAGUCUAUCGAACAACAAAUUAUCAGGUCAGAUCCCUCCCUCAGUUGGUGACAUCACUCAAUUGGGCAAGCUUUAUCUUGAUGAUAACAACUUGAGUGGAAACAUACCUGGUAAUUUAGGUCAGUGCAAGGGACUUCUUGAACUAAACUUGUCUCGGAACAAUCUCAAUGGGUCAGUACCAGCCAAACUGUUUGAUAAUCCUCCAUUUUCCUUCGGUCUAGACUUCUCACAUAACAAUCUCACUGGGGAACUGCCUUUUGGUACACAUGGUGCUGGUUAUGGUCCAACAUCCCUUCACAUGGAAGGAAACAAGUUUCGUGGACAAAUCCCAGCAAGCUGGAACUCACUAUUAUCAACCCAGCAGAUUAAUCUUUCUCACAAUGACUUAUCUGGUACUGUGCCUGAAUUCUUUGAGCACCUUAGUAUGCUGGAGCAACUUGAUCUGUCUUACAACAACUUGGAAGGGGCUGUUCCUACAAGUGGGAUCUUUGAGAAUUCUGCCGCAGUAGUUUUGGAUGGAAACAAGGGACUCUGUUCGAAUUCCUCGAGGCUAGCAUUACCAAUUUGUCCUGGCAUCUCAGCAGCAAAUAAAACAAAGCACCAUAAGUCCAAGCACCAUCGGUCCUUGCUGGCGACCUUGCUGCUAAUUGUACUACCACCACUUACUAUUUCUUCCCUAGUAUUGCUGUGGCUUCUGUUCACUCUUUGGGAUAGAGGGGUAUUAUUCACUCAUUGCAAGAAUUUGAUUUUAUCAUUUUCACCAUCGGACGUUUUGUCCAAGAUUUUUCGCCUUUUUGGCCAUCUCAAGCGAAGGGAAGUGCAUACAGUUCCGUCCCAUGAGGAGAAGCUGAAAAGAGUGUCAUACAGUGACAUCCUUGAAGCUACUGAUUGGUUUUCGUCGGGACACAAAAUAAGCUCAAGCUGUACUGGGUCGGUCUAUGUUGGGAGGUUCAAGUUUGAAAAUGAUCUGGUGGCUAUCAAAGUAUUCAACCUGAAUGAACCUGGCGCUAAUGAAAGUUUCUUUACUGAGUGUCAGGUGCUACGGAGCACACGCCAUCGAAACAUUCUGAAGUGUGUGACUUCAUGCUCGACGACGGACACAGAACGCAAUGAGCUCAAAGCACUAGUCUACCAAUUCAUGGCUAAUGGCAGCCUUGAAAGAUGGCUUCACCCUAAGCAACACAAUGGCACACCAAAUAGAACCCUAAGCUUACGGCUGAGGAUAUGCAUAGCCGUGGAUGUGGCCUCUGCUCUCGAUUAUCUUCACAACGAACUGACGCCGUCUUUGAUGCAUUGUGAUUUGAAGCCAAGCAACAUUCUUUUAGAUUAUGAUAUGACUGCACGUAUUGGAGACUUUGGUUCAGCAAAGUUUCUGUCGCCAGUUUUGGGUAGCCUAGAACACUUGAUCAGUUUCCGAGGAACAAUUGGAUACAUGGCACCUGAGUACGGAAUGGGUUGCCAGAUCUCAGCAGGAGGUGAUGUCUAUAGUUUUGGAGUGAUUCUACUGGAGUUGCUUACCGGAAAACGACCAACCGAUGAUAUGUUCGUGGAUGGGCUUAGCCUUUGUAAGUUUUGUCAAUCCAUGUUCCCAGACAGAGUUGCAGAGAUUCUAGAUCCUCAUGUGGCGCAUGAGGAGCAUCAGCGGUGCGAAGAAGUGGACGCGGAAGCAUGGAUGCAGCGAUAUAUUGUCCCGCUGGUUGCCCUAGGGCUGUCAUGUACCGUGGAAUCUCCCAAUGAUAGGCCUGGAAUGAAGGAUGUUUAUGCAAAACUAUCUGUUAUCAGAAGCUCUUUUCUGGAACGCCGUGAUGAUUGAUGAAUAUAUCAAUUCUGUUAGGGUGUACUAAAUUGUUAUUGUUAAGGAUGUAUUUUUGUAAUUACCAGAGUGUGUUUGCGUCCUGUACCCUAUCUAUUUGACAAAACUAAAACAAACUGUGUGGACAAAUAUGUGAUUUGCAACUAGGCAUAGUUGGAUAUUGGAAGCAUCACCAACCAUGCUUUGUUGUAGAUUUGUUUUUUUAAUAAUAUU
Molecule: messenger RNA, 4386 nt
Organism: Triticum aestivum (bread wheat)
Lineage: Eukaryota; Viridiplantae; Streptophyta; Magnoliopsida; Poales; Poaceae
Product: probable LRR receptor-like serine/threonine-protein kinase At3g47570
Exons: 3
Coding region: 1054-4173 (1039 amino acids)
Biological process (GO): protein phosphorylation
Molecular function (GO): receptor serine/threonine kinase binding; protein kinase activity; ATP binding
Source: RefSeq, a predicted model, not a curated record